This is a messenger RNA of Trichomonas vaginalis G3, 1350 nucleotides long. RefSeq lists its product as uncharacterized. The transcript has a single exon. Lineage: Eukaryota; Parabasalia; Trichomonadida; Trichomonadidae. Bases 1 to 1350 code for a protein of 449 amino acids. The record is from RefSeq and is a predicted model, not a curated record.
AUGUCUUCGAUUUAUUCGAAGAGAAGCUCUCCUUUUAAACCUAUUGAUGAAAUUAAGUCUGAAUACCAAAACAAGUGCACUGAGCUGAAUAAUCUUAGAAAUUCUCUUCAACAAACAUAUAAUGAAGCAAUAAAAAAAUUAGAUAAAAUUCAAUCAAGUUCUCCAGCCAAAAAGACAUCUCAACCAUCACCCAUAUCGAAUUCACCCCGAACCAAAAACCUUUUCCCUAAAAUUUAUCCAAUCCAAUUAUCUUCAAUUAAUGAUUCACCUUCUGAAAAGUUUGCAAAGAAAUGGGGAUAUAAAAUCGAAGAAGAAAAGCCUUUAGAACACAUUACAAUUGAAAUACCAAGGGAAAGGCUCACAGAAUCUCCAAUUGUUUCCCCAACAAGCACCAAUUCUCGAAGUGUACUUGAAACACCAAAGAAAUCAUCAGCAAACAGCUCACGAGAAUACCCACAGACUUCUUCCUUUGAUAUUCAUCCUAAAUUAAGUUCUGAAUCUUAUGAUGACAGUCUUGAGCAGCAACCAGCCUUUCAACAGUCAGGAAUCGGACAGAGUCAGUCAGCAGAAUCUAAUUCCCAUCGUAGAAGUCAUCCUACAACGUUCACUGGCGAUGAUAUUCCUGUUCCUUCUCUAGACAACGAAUCUUCACAGCAAAACCAAGACCAAACAUACGAAUACGAAUACGAAGUGGAUAAUAACGAAAAUAAUACAACUCCUCAGCUACAAAAACAGCAAAUAACUAAAAAUUCGUUUACGAUCGAUUUUUCAAACGAAUCCGAACAUUUAUCCCUUCCAGAUACAAAUACAGAGUCAUUUGGAGAAGAAGAGGAUACUGAACAACCUAAAACUACUGAGGAAAAUUCUCAAAUUUCAAAUGAACAAAAAACCACAGAAAAAGAUGAAAACAAUGAAGAUUCAAUUAUUCCACAACAGCAGAACAUGGCAUCAGACUUCAGUUUCGACGAAAAAGAAAAUGAAGAAGAAGAUUUCGUAAAACAGCAAGAACAGACAAAAUCAGACAUCCUACCUGAUACGAAAUCUAACAUCACUGACAAUGAAGAAGAAAAUCCUGAAGAAGAAGAUAUAUUCACUUCAGAUUUGAAUUUUGAUACCAAAUCAAAUAUUAUUGACCAACCAGAAGGUAAAGCUACAUCAGAUGCGAAACUUGGCAGCAAAUCAAAUGUUUCUGACCAAAAACAGGAAAUAAAUCCAACAAAUGAAGAAAAUGAAAGUGAUCCAGACAUUUUUUCAUUUUACGAGGAAGAAGAAGAAACAAAUAAACAAGAAAUUGAACAGAAACAAUCGCCAAAUGCUUCUUCAAUGUCUUUGCCUUCUUCAAUUAACUGA